AUGGACGAGAAAUCGGAAAUGCAGCGCGAUGCUAUUGAUGAAGUGGAAAUGGAACCCUUGGUCCAUUGUGCAGACGUUGAAUGUGGCAGUUCAACCCCGCGAACUCCAAGGUCGGAGCCCCGCAGGUUCAUGUUGAUGAUCUCCCGUCGGAUCCUCUUGGCUUUCCGCGAUAUUUUACGGGUGACCAAUCGAUCACUAAAGUCCGGGGAGCCAAAUAUUCGCAAUGGGGGAUUAAUGGUACAUAUAUUUGGGUUCACGGCUUCUAAAAACGACUCAUUACGAGAAACAGCCUGGCUUGAUGGGUUACGAGGUGUAGCGGCAUUUUUGGUCAUGGUUUAUCACUACCACCUGGAUAUGUUUGCCUUCAGUACCGAAGCGCCAUAUGGGUCCCCUAACACUAAGCCAUGGGAAAUAUGGAGAUUGCCAUAUCUCAGAAUCAUCUGGUGCUCUGGCCAUACGCAAGUUGGCAUCUUCUUCGUCCUAUCUGGCUUCGUCUUGUCUUGGUCGAGCCUUUCUUCAAUUCGAGAAGGACGUCAUGAAAAGUUCUCGCUCUCUCUAAGUUCAUCGGUUUUCCGACGCUGGAUGCGUUUGUUCGUGCCAUGCUUUCUCAUCGGAAUACUCUCUCUGUUGCAAUUCUAUUUUGGCCUGAUAGAACUACCUGUGACCAGGGAGAAUACUUUCGUGGCACAGGUCAUGGAUUAUAUUUGGGAAUCUAUACGGUUUUCAAACCCAUUUCAACUGGAGCGAACAGGCUUUGAUGUCUUUCACAAAUACAAUCACACCAUGUGGACAAUGCCAGCUGAAUGGGCAGGGUCCCUUGCUGUCUUUCUCGUCCUUCUUAUGGUCAGCCGGAUACGCAGCUACACAAAACGAACGGUCAUCUUGGUAUUAAUACCUGCUUAUUGUUGUCUUUCAGCACAGUGGAACUACUGGCUAUUCACUACAGGAAUACUUCUCGCGGACUAUGUCAAGCAAGCUGGAGGAUUCGAUCAGCUUUCCGAACGAAUGACAGGCCGGUCACGCAUGUUCUGGAUUGUUGUCCUUCUCAUUGGCGGCUGGCUUGGUGGAAUUCCGCAGAAGAGAGAUUGGUAUGAACGUCCUGGCUAUGAAUGGACCGACAGCCUGGUUCCCAAGAACUGGCAAGACAUUGAUGGAGGGGGUCGAUAUCUCUGGUGUUGGUCAGGAAUCAUGACUAUUUGGGGGUUCUCACACUUUGCGACUCUGAGACGCGUCUUCGAAAAACCUUCUUGUCGAUAUCUGGGUAAAAUCAGCUUCAUGCUGUACCUCACUCAUCGUAUGAUUGGGACCAUUAUGGGCUACUGGAUACGCAAGCAGAUUCUCGGAGUCCUCGGCACGCCAUACUCCACUCCAGAAAAGCCGGAUGUUUUUCUGCUAGAAAUAAGGGGAUUCUUUUGGAAUAUUUUUGCCUAUGUUUUUGCAUGGGCUUGCAUGCUUCCAAUGGCUUUAGCUUUAGCGAAUUGGAGUACGAUUUUGGUGGAUGAGCCAAGUGUGAGGUUUGCGAAGUGUGUGGAUGAUAUCUUUGUCAACGGUUGUACUUCAGAGUAUGAGAUACGAGCAGCAUAAUUAGCCUGAUGGGCGUCAUCAAAUGAAAUCGUGUUGCUGGCACAGAUUCGAUCGAAACUGGACGCAGCACUGGACCCUCAAGCUACUCGGACCCUCUGACCAUUGUCAGCAAUACUCAGGACAUUGGAAGCCUGCGUUUUUAGGGUCCAGGUGACAGAUUCGAGCAUAUGUUCUUGACCAACAGUAUCGUGGAAGUCUUCCUAUACAAAAUUGUAAGUUUGUCGGUUUCUGGAAUUAUGGAGACCAGUUUAGCUAAGACAAAA
Cadophora gregata is the source of this 1847-nucleotide messenger RNA. RefSeq lists its product as uncharacterized. Lineage: Eukaryota; Fungi; Ascomycota; Leotiomycetes; Helotiales; Ploettnerulaceae. Gene Ontology annotation, cellular component: membrane. The record is from RefSeq and is a predicted model, not a curated record. Gene Ontology annotation, biological process: polysaccharide biosynthetic process. The transcript has 2 exons. Gene Ontology annotation, molecular function: acyltransferase activity, transferring groups other than amino-acyl groups. The coding region runs from base 1 to 1584 and encodes 527 amino acids.